Candida tropicalis MYA-3404 is the source of this 1512-nucleotide messenger RNA. RefSeq lists its product as uncharacterized. The transcript has a single exon. Lineage: Eukaryota; Fungi; Ascomycota; Pichiomycetes; Serinales; Debaryomycetaceae. The record is from RefSeq and is a predicted model, not a curated record. Bases 1 to 1512 code for a protein of 503 amino acids.
AUGACGGAUAAAUUUGAUGUGGAAUAUUUGGCGAUUAAUCAACUAGCUUAUUCGUUCAACAAAUUUACCCAAUUAAACUCGUCUACUGAUACUCCCCAUGAUUUGGUUGAAAUCGCUACUAGAAGUUUUCAGCUCAUGAAACGAUAUGAAGUUGUACAUCCACUUGCUGAAUCAUUGUUACAGUUUUUAUCCAACCAAGGUGUGUCGGUAGAAGAAUGCAGCCACGAAUGGGUAUCAAACACGCGUUCAUUGAAUGAAGCGUACUUAUUACAACUAGAUCAUGACAUGAGGCGUGCUCUUGAUCAAGCAAUGGAGGCAUUAUCUCCUGUACUUUCAGCUGCCUUGUUUGGUAAGAUAAAGAGAGCAAUCAUCAUAACUGCAGUUCAAGGAAGUUACGAAGAAGGAUUGGUAUUAUUAAACAACUAUCUAUCAUUAGUGGACUUUUCGUCUCAGCCAAAAACAAAGGAGAAGUUUAUUGAGAAUAGAUACAUGGAGUUUUUGUUUUACCAGUAUGUUUUGAAUAAAUUUUCAUUGAUUUGGUUUCCAAAUGAAGAUCUCGAAUCACGCAGAACAUCCUCCCUGUUUAAUUCUGGGAAAUACAACAAAGUUACAAUAACCAGUAAUUCGUACAAGCCAAUGAAUCAAAUAUAUUCUAAAACAACAGCCUACUAUCAAAAAAAUGAAACCUUGUUUUCUUCCUCAGAUAUAGAAACACAGUAUUACUGGAGUAUAAAGUUUUUGCAUUUGACAUUAAUGUUCAAGCAGUUCAAGUUUGUUGAGUUUUAUGAUGAAUUCGUGGAGUAUUUCUUGCAUCAAAAAGAGCCAAUUGAUCUUCUCACAGGUGAUCUUGCUAUUCUCAAGACGAACUUAUUGGUGAUGUUUGGAAUUGCAUCAAUAUUCUUGAAACCAUUCAAUUCAUUGACGUUACUGGGAAUUGGGAGAGAUGAUGUGUUGGUUGACUUAUUGGGCGAAGAUCCCGAUAGCUUCGAGUACAAAUUUUACACCCAAGUGAUGAUUCCAUUAUCCAAAUGCAAUUUUAGUCAAGCCAAAGCUUGCUUGGAAAAUCAUUCAUUCGUGAAAGAAAUGUUGGCAAACUUGGAGUAUAAUUUCCCUGUUUCAUGUAGAACCACCGAUGGAAGUUAUGGCCCAUCAUUCAUUGUUUAUUUGAAGUUAAUUAUAGAUAUGAAGAACUUUUUCAUGAUUUUAACUAGUUCAACACAAAUUUCCAAGUCAAAAUUAUUUCAAUUGUUAGGGUAUUCUGAGAGUGAUUCACUGGAUGACAUUCAUGAUUUGAAUAGUACAUUUAUUGGUGUUAUUGUUGCAUUAGACUUGGGUAGAUACGGUAUCACAUAUGAUGCUGGUGAAGAAGUAUUUUCACAUCAACCAGUUGAAGACUCCUCCAAAGAAAUUGCUACUUUACAAGAGAAUAUCGCAGACUUACAAAAUGAAGUUAAAGCAGUCACACUUUCUAACAAAAUGACAGAGUUGCUUUUAGAAAAGUACUUCAGUUAG